Messenger RNA from Morus notabilis, 615 nucleotides. RefSeq names its product TPD1 protein homolog 1. Bases 1 to 615 code for a protein of 204 amino acids. The transcript is spliced from 4 exons. Gene Ontology annotation, biological process: cell fate determination. The record is from RefSeq and is a predicted model, not a curated record. NCBI's taxonomy places the organism in Eukaryota, Viridiplantae, Streptophyta, Magnoliopsida, Rosales, Moraceae.
AUGGGAACAAGAACGUUAGAGAAGAGCGUGGCGGCCGAAUGGAACAUUGAGGGCAGUGGUCAUGGAAGGAAGUUCAUUGAUGAUAACCAGAAGUCUCCAGUGUGGCCCAAGAAUUUCUGUAGUCACUAUGGCUCUAUUUUCCCUUUUGCAACGGAGUCAAAACAGUUGGGAGGCACAGAUGAAGUUGGCCUUAAAACACCGAUCUUUUCGGAGAGAACCAGCACUGGCUUCACUGAAAGGAGUCUCUUACAGACACAAUCAGCUGAUUACGGAGGUGACGUGAACCGCAUAGGUGAAAAUACAUGUUCAAAAGCGGACAUAAGAAUCUUCCAAGCGCCAACGGGCACACUUCCCAAUGGGAUUCCAUCAUUCACAGUUGAGAUCCUAAACGCUUGCCCCUCAUCAGGCUGUAGCGUCUCCGAAGUUCACGUCAAAUGUGGGUGGUUUAGCUCAGUUCGGUUGAUUAACCCUCGAGUUUUCAAGCGAUUAUCCUUCGACGAUUGUUUAGUAAAAAAUGGUGACCCCCUCACCCCUGGAGAGGCCCUCUCUUUCCAAUAUGCCAACACCUUUCGAUAUCCGCUCUCAGUUUCUUCUAUUGCUGGUUGCUCAACUUAA